AUGAAGUGUGAACUUGAGAUUUUGAAGAGAUUUGACUUGCUAAAUUGGAAGGUUGUUGUCACAGCAUCAGAAACAAAUCACAAAUUGGAUUCUGAUUCUGAAGGUGAUGAUGUAGAUGCCACAAAUUUCAAUCAGGUGGUUGGCUCUCUGGGGUAUUUGUGUAAUACCAUACCUGACAUUUGCUAUGCAAUUGGAAUUGUUAGUAGGUUCAUGAGUAAGCCAAAGUGGUAUCAUUACCAAGCUGCUGUCAGGAUUCUGAGGUAUAUAAAGGGGACUCUAAAGUAUGGAGUUAUGUUCCCUUAUGGAGAAAAGACUAAUCCAGAGCUGAUGUAUUACUCAGACUCUGAUUGGUGUGGAGACAGGGUUGACGAAAGAAAUACUUCUGGAUACUUGUUUAAGUUUCUGGAAGUCAUAUUUCUUGGUGUUCCAAGAAGCAACCAGUUGUUACUUUGCCAAACUAUGAAGCUGAAUAUAUUCCAGGUGUUGUGGUUGCAUGUCAAGUUGUUUGGCUUUUGA
Messenger RNA from Lathyrus oleraceus (garden pea), 516 nucleotides. RefSeq lists its product as uncharacterized. The coding region runs from base 1 to 516 and encodes 171 amino acids. The record is from RefSeq and is a predicted model, not a curated record. NCBI's taxonomy places the organism in Eukaryota, Viridiplantae, Streptophyta, Magnoliopsida, Fabales, Fabaceae. The transcript has a single exon.